Eublepharis macularius is the source of this 1248-nucleotide messenger RNA. It is a transcript of the gene KCNJ14, whose product is annotated as potassium inwardly rectifying channel subfamily J member 14. The coding region runs from base 1 to 1248 and encodes 415 amino acids. The record is from RefSeq and is a predicted model, not a curated record. NCBI's taxonomy places the organism in Eukaryota, Metazoa, Chordata, Lepidosauria, Squamata, Eublepharidae. The transcript has 2 exons. Gene Ontology annotation, molecular function: inward rectifier potassium channel activity. Gene Ontology annotation, cellular component: plasma membrane. Gene Ontology annotation, biological process: regulation of monoatomic ion transmembrane transport; potassium ion import across plasma membrane.
AUGGGGGUAGCCAAAACCAUCCGCCGUCUUAGCAAUGGUGGUGGGGUAGGAGAGCUGCAAGAAGAGCCAGUAGAAUCCCCCACCAGCUGCCCAAAUGGGAAACCUGUUACUGCCCAGCAGCGCAGCCGUUUUGUGAAGAAAGAUGGCCACUGCAAUGUGCAGUUUAUCAAUAUGAGCGAGAAGAGCCAGCGGUACCUCACGGACAUCUUCACCACUUGUGUGGACAUCCGCUGGAGAUGGAUGCUCGUCCUUUUCUGUCUCUCUUUUGUGCUUUCCUGGCUUCUCUUUGGCAUCACCUUCUGGAUCAUAGCGACGCUACACGGGGACCUUGCCCCCGAGCACCCGCAAGCCUCAAAACCCUGCUUCUCCGAGGUCACUAGUUUCAUGGCCGCCUUCCUCUUCUCUCUGGAGACCCAGACGUCCAUCGGGUAUGGCUUUCGCAGCGUGACGGAGGAGUGUCCAUCCGCAGUGAUAGCUGUAGUUCUGCAAUGCAUCGCAGGAUGUAUCAUUGAUGCCUUCAUCAUUGGUGCCAUUAUGGCCAAGAUCGCCAAGCCCAAGAAACGCAACGGAACCUUGGUCUUCAGUGAGACUGCUGUGGUGGCAAUGCGCGAUGGCAAACUCUGCCUUAUGUGGCGUGUGGCCAACCUACGCAAGAGCCAUCUGGUGGAAGCCCACGUCAGGGCACAGCUGCUGCGGCCUCGAGUGACCCCUGAGGGAGAGUACAUCCCUCUGGACCACAUUGACGUCAACGUGGGUUUCGACAGUGGCACAGACCGCAUCUUCCUGGUGUCACCAGUGACAAUCGUGCACGAGAUCGAUGCUGAAAGUCCUUUCUACGAGUACGGCCCUUCUGAGCUGGCUGAAGCUGACUUUGAACUGGUAGUCAUUUUGGAAGGCAUGGUAGAGGCAACAGCGAUGACCACACAAUGCCGUAGCUCUUACCUGCCCAACGAGGUACGCUGGGGACACCGCUUUGAGCCUGUGCUCUUUGAACGGCGCGGUCACUAUGAGAUUGACUACCAGCACUUCCACCGCACGUACGAGGUGCCUGGAACUCCAACGUGCAGUGCUAACGAGUUGAGCCACCGCAAAUACAGGGCUCCUCCCGCGGGGGCAACUGCUGCUCGUGCCUCCUUUUGCUAUGAGAACGAAGUGGCCCUCAGCUGCUGCCGUGAAGAAGAGGAGGAGGAAGAGAAGCAAGGUAGCUCACACCUGAGCCUGGAGAAUGAAGCAGACACAACCACGUGA